This is a messenger RNA of Colletotrichum truncatum, 510 nucleotides long. RefSeq lists its product as uncharacterized. NCBI's taxonomy places the organism in Eukaryota, Fungi, Ascomycota, Sordariomycetes, Glomerellales, Glomerellaceae. The record is from RefSeq and is a predicted model, not a curated record.
AUGCGUACUCAAUCUUUUCUGACGGCUAUUGCAUCAGUCGUUUAUUCUGCGGCUGCUGCACCUACUGAAGAUCACCCAGGCUCUCUUUUUUCUGGCCCUUUCAAUAUCACUGAUGCAGCGGAGACUGGGAACUCACUGCUCACUCUCACUAAGCGAGAUGAUUGCGGCACCUUAGGUGCCCUCUUCAGCAAGAACAGCAUCAACAACCUCAUGUGGGACCUCCAGAACAACAACCCGGAUGAGAUGACCUACGUCCCCCAUAACAACUUCGUGACUUGGUCAAACGGCGACGCCCGAGUUUGCGUAAAGAAUACGUAUUUCACGGAAAAUACGCACGUCAAACGCUGGGAGGUUGGUUGGGCCGUUGGGUAUAUCCGCGACAUGUGCUGUAAUGCUUCAGGCAACUCGCAAUGUGAGGGAGGCCAGUCCUUGGCUCAUGGUGACAGUGGUCUGCCGCUUGUUGUGUAUCUGCGCUCUUCAUCUCGUAGCUGCGGUGCGAUUAAUAACUAG